AGUCGUCGCCUAGGCGGGUCUGGCGUCCGAGGCGGGCGCCGCAGAGCGAUUUGGCGAUGGGGGCGUGCGGGGCCGCGGGGGAAAAGGGCGCGCGCGGGAAUCGCAGGCGGGAAAUAGAGCAGAGUUGCGCGCGCGAGGAAAUCGCGCGCCAACACCUCCCGCCGCGAGUACAUCUCACGGGCGGGGAUUCAGAGCGAGAGAUGGAAAUAGAGAGGGAAAGAGAGAGGGCGGCCGGCCGCCGGUACCUGGAAUCCUCUCCGGCGGCGCUCUACUCUGACCUAGCCAUGGCUGCUCUCCAAUGCGUGGCUCGAGCCCCUUCUUCUCCAAUCAAUCUGCUUCUUCUUCCUCUUCUCCAACUAAUCCGGGCGGAUUCCCUCAACUCCCGCACCCAGGAGCUCCUGGUUCUUCUCCGGCGUGCUCACCUCUGCCUCCCUGUCGCCACCCCUUCCUGGAGCUGCAUCACAGGGACACAGUACAAGAUAACAACAAGCAAUGGCUAGUCCACCCUCAGUCAACAAUGAGAACUAUGAUCCAAAAACUAAUAAAGCAAGGAAGGCAAGGUCUAAUGAUCCAGGUUGAAAGUAUGGCUACUGGGCAAACCUUGAAAACAGAGAUCAAGUGACAUGUACCCUCUAUGACACCAUGGUUCAUGAAGGGAUUAAAAGGUUGAAGCAGCACUUGGCAGGUGGGUAUGGAGAUCAAGUGACUGUAUGUUGGUGCAUGUUUGUGCUGCCUCUAUUCUAGAUGAGGGUAUGUAUAUGGCGUCGCCUCGCCGCGCGCCUUAUUCGCCU
Panicum virgatum (switchgrass) is the source of this 791-nucleotide messenger RNA. RefSeq lists its product as uncharacterized. The coding region runs from base 57 to 500 and encodes 147 amino acids. The transcript has 2 exons. The record is from RefSeq and is a predicted model, not a curated record. NCBI's taxonomy places the organism in Eukaryota, Viridiplantae, Streptophyta, Magnoliopsida, Poales, Poaceae.